AGCUCCACGAGGAUUAUCAAUCGGCCAUCUGUCGCACAAAGAGCGAGUCACUCUCGCAACCUCAUCUAUGAGCCUCUCGUAUUGAAUAUCGCGUUGAAUAUGGCUCCGCCUUUGAACUUGCUAAUCCGCGCUCUCGUGGCCUUCGAGGAUGUGAUUAUCCGCCAAAUCCUUAGAAGUCCUGGCUUCCACCGCGGCGUCGGUCGAAUCCACCGAUACGUCGACGAGAAGCGGAAUGGGCCUAUGCCGCAUGAGCCGCUGCGCCAAGGACAGGCGACUGCGAAUCCUGAAGACCGAGGCUUUUUGCAAUAUUUUAUCGAGGAGCUGAAAAAUCAGUUCCGGGGAACGACGAAUCCGCCCCCGCCGGGACCGCCGAAGCGAUGA
Molecule: messenger RNA, 381 nt
Organism: Colletotrichum lupini
Lineage: Eukaryota; Fungi; Ascomycota; Sordariomycetes; Glomerellales; Glomerellaceae
Exons: 3
Source: RefSeq, a predicted model, not a curated record